Penicillium daleae is the source of this 678-nucleotide messenger RNA. RefSeq lists its product as uncharacterized. The record is from RefSeq and is a predicted model, not a curated record. The transcript has 2 exons. Lineage: Eukaryota; Fungi; Ascomycota; Eurotiomycetes; Eurotiales; Aspergillaceae. Bases 1 to 678 code for a protein of 225 amino acids.
AUGGGCCUCAUCAGUCGCGUCCUCAAAGUCACUGCCGCCGGCACCGUCGCCUCGGUCGGUGUCUUCUUCGGAGCCACACGCAAUGACGUCUUUGAACCCAUGGACACCACCGACCCGAUCUUCUCCUCGCCAUUCUUCCAAAAGUUCAAUCCCGAGCGUAACCCGACCCUGCAUGACGUUUGUGUUCGUCGCAUCCCACUGGAUAAGAUCAAUCCCUCGUUGCUGGAGAAGAAGGGCAAGCUGGUGGAGGCCUUUUGUGCGGGUGUCUGGGGUGGCAUGGGAUACAUUCCUCAGCGUGCGUACCUUGCCAAUAAAUACCAAAGCCCCGAGACCGCCCACCAUCUCUGGGACCGCAAGGACCUCCUCUCCAACAGCUACGAGGUCGGCACCUUGAUCACCGACCACUUCGAGGUCGUCGAGAAGACCGACGAGAAGAUUGUGGUCCGCUGUGGCGCAUCUCCCCGCGAACAAGGCGUCCGCCCCUCCGAUGGCCUGUUUGAGAUCGGCGCAGUGGUGAAGCAGGAUAAAGGAGAGGCUGAGUUCACCUUGAAGAGCUGCUUCUACCAGGGCCUGGGCAAGGCCGAGGCCGCUCCCAUGGGUCCGGUUAUGGUAUGGCUGCACCAACAAUAUACCAAGUUGUGGAUGGAGACUGCUAUUCUGAAGAACUGUAUUCGGUAA